GUAUUCGGAUUCGCAGCCUUGGACACAGUCGAUUUGAGCGCGACCUCUACAUCCUCAACGGCUACGCGCCCACCAAUGACCCUGGUCGGCCCCCGAACGGCGUGGAUGCUGGCGCCUACCGCGAAGCACAUUUUUCCCAGCAGGAGACCUUCUGGCGCGCAUGCCGCCACGCAAUUAGUCAGGUCCCUGCCCGCACCUCGCUGGUGGUCACGCUGGACGCCAACGCUCAUCUACCUCCCCACCUUCCACUGGUGGGCCACGCUGGCGUUCGUGGGCAUGGUCCUCUCAUCAACAACAACGGGCGCGCGUUGAUGGACAUUCUGGAGGAUUUCGGGCUGGCGGCACUCAAUACGUUCGGGAAAAAAGGCCGCCGCAACGGCACAUGGAGGAGCCCCGCUGGAGCAUGGACCACCAUCGACUAUGUUCUUGUCCGACGCCAGGGUGGAUACGGACACGACUCCCGCCCGCGCUUCGACCUUCCAGUCAACCUCGGAGGUUAUCGGGACCACCGCCCACUGCAGACGAAAUUGUUCAUCGGGGCCCGCUUGAAGUCCUCUGCACCAUCUGCGCGACCCCGCUGGCGCCGUGAACUACUCAUCCAAGACCUGCGCGCAGUCCAAUUGGCAGAGGAGGACUUCGAGCACAGCCAUCCCAUCCCUGAUCGCGUGCAUCUUUUCCGCACGAAGGUCCAGGAGGGCAUCGAGGCGAUGAGCUUGCAUGAGGAUUGGACUGACGUCUGCGGCAGUGGCAAGCGCUUUGCCGACCCCUCCGAGUACUUCAACGCGAUGGAGGGCGUCAUCAUUGAGGCUGCCUCCCAGGACUACAUCGAAUUGCCACAGCCGCGGGGUGCUUCUACGGGGCCAGUCUUCUCGGAGGCCACUAUGCGACUUAUCAAGAUGAAGCAUCAUUGGCAGUAUCAACUGGCCGCUCUCUCUUCGGGCUUGAGAUGGCUUACCCUUUUCUUCCACCAGAAGUUCUUAGAGGCGUCCAAGAUUUGCACCAAGGCCAUCAGGAGUGAAAAGCGGCAGCGCAUGGCACAUCUUGCAGCUUUUGCCGAACGCUCUGCUGGCGAGAAUAACCUACGGCGCCUGUUCUCUAUCGUGCGCCGUCUCGCACCCAAGCCACCUGCGCCCAUCAUGACUGUCAACGACCCGCAGAGAGGCCUCCCAUGCUUCGACUCAGAACGUGACAACCAAGUCCGAGUGGCGAGUAUCUGUUCACCGUGCAAUGGCACGGCGAUGGCACUCCAUGAACUACCAGUCCGAGCCCGUGACAUGGGCCGUGAUGAUGAUCGCAUCGGGCCGUAUGACUUGGCCGACAUCAAGCAGGGCAUUCGCAACCUUCCGAACUUCAAGGGAGGCCCUACCCUACAGUGGUUUCCAGAGGCUCCUCCUACUGGUGCGGUUGCAGAGACUUGGAAGCUUGCCUUAGAGAGCGUCAGCCCGCCCCUACUCCAGAUCUUCCAAUGCAGCCAAGCGUUGGGCUCCGCACCCCAGCGGUUCAAGGAUGGCGAGACUGCACACCUGCGUAAGCCGAAAGGCGAUGGCAAGUCUGCUAUGAACGACUACCGCACCAUCAGCCUCAUCUACCACAUAGGCAAGGUCUUCGCGCGGGUCACCGCCCUCGACGCCAUGCGCGAUAUCUCCCACAGGAUCUCCCCGACCCAGUUCGGCGCCAUGCCUGGUGUGGAAAGCCCUGGUCUCUCUGUUGCUGCGUAUGAUAAGCUAGUUGCCGAGGUGGCAGAACGUCAGCGCGAGAAUGAGUUUCCUGGGAUUUUCGUCUACUUUGACCCCAGCCUCGAGAAGAUUCGCACCUCGGAUCCGCUGAUGAAUGACUACUGCGAGUGCCUGGACGUUACCCACCUCAAGUUCCUAGACGACCUGCUGACGUUUGGAGAGGUAAACCACUUUGACGAGGCGUCCCAGUUGCUCGACCUAGUGAACGGCGAGAUUUCCUUCGGUGGCAUGAAGGUCAAUGCGAACAAGACCGAGCUACUCCUCAUCCCCAGCGGCACGGGAAGCAAGAGACGCCAGAAGUCCAUCAACUCACACUCCACGGGCAUCGUGACCUGGCAGGAGGACGAGGCCCUCGCCGUGCACCCGCAGCCGACGGUCAAGUACCUAGGCGUUCGCAUGGCCGCAUCAGGCAGCUACCAGACUGAGAUUACCCACCGGCUCCAGAGCGCCAACCAAGCCCAUUCUCGACUCCUCCGACGUGCUUUCAAGGGGGGGUUCAGUCCGAAGAUGAAGAUACGUUUGUGGAAGGCGUUGGUUCGUUCAGUUGGCCUGUAUGCGUUGGAAGUUGCGGUGAUGUCCAAGCGCGAGCUCCUCCGCUUGGAAUCCUGGCAAGUUCGGAAGCUCCGAGGGCUUCUCCACUCCCCUGCCCACAUCAACAAGCUCACCAACCGCGAGAUCAGGAGGAGGGCCCGUGUCCCGACAGUGGAGAGCACACUUCAGCAUCGACGACUCAAAUGGUGGCGACGAGUCCUAUGGCCAGUCUUCCGUGGGCCCACACCCGACCUCUACGACGCCACGCUGGCGGUCCGCGCUGUCAUCUUCGGCCUCUUUUCUUUUGAGCCUCCUGGCCCGCGUGAGCCCCGCGGCCUCCUUGCCGUGCUGAAGAGCGACUUGCGCCAGCUCUGGAACACGGUGGAGGCGCACGAGCAGCUGGAGGCCCGCCGCCUCUUCCUUCUUCACGGUGGCCUACCUGACCUUGCUGAGCCGUGGCUUCGCUGGCUCGCCUCCUGCGAGCAGCGCUGCUUUCGUCGCGUUCUCACCUUUGGCGAGGUCGCAGUUGGCGAACCUGUUGCAGUUGUUUGGAUCCAGUGCGACGUGUGCGGGCUCAAGCAGAUUCACAACUUGAGCUUGCAGCUUCUCCACCUGCCCCUGCCAGUCAUGUUCCAGCCGAUCGCGGAGGUGCAGGUGGCAGCCAGCCAGAAGCGCGCGGCGGCCCCGAACCCAGAGGACAAGGGCGAGGGCAACGACAUCGUGGGCCCGCUGGCCAAGGCGCUCGCCAGGCUCGCCCUCCAGCACGAGGACCUCGCUCGAGCAGGUCACCGAGACGACAACUUCGUGAUGGUUCUCAAGCCGCAGUGCGCUUUGGCGAACGCGCUGGAGCAGGCCAUCACGACGUGCGAGGACGAGGGUCGCAAGGCCAAGGAGAAGCGGCCCGACGCGCUGGCCCGCGCCGUGAUCUUCCGCAUCAUGGAAGCGGUGCUCCUCAAGAGGCAGCAGGUGACGGAGGCCGUGUCGCAGGGGGCCGAACCCGAGGCAGCGCAGGCAGCGCUGGAGGUAUUGCUGCAGAUGGGCAAGCUGGCACAGAACACCGAGACGAAGUUCGUGGCCACUCGCUGCUUUCGGAUCCAGACCAGCCGCAACGAGGGCGACAACAACGAGGAGGGCGAGACCAGGUGGAUCUUCGCGGUGAAUCACUACCCAGGGUUCAAGGCAGCGCUCAACACGCUGCGGACCAACGGUGCCUUGGCCGCCGCGGGUAUCACCCUCCAGUACGACAUCGCGACCAGGUCCAAGGCAGCCAAGCUGGUAGAGACUCUGGCGUUCCGCUCGGGCAGCGGCCCUGCCAGCGGCGGCAAGAAGAAGCA
Prorocentrum cordatum is the source of this 3601-nucleotide messenger RNA. The record is from the annotation of a GenBank genome assembly. NCBI's taxonomy places the organism in Eukaryota, Dinophyceae, Prorocentrales, Prorocentraceae.